UGGUUUGUGUUUUAUUUGUUUACAUUUAAGCAAUAACUCAUUUCGAUCCAUGCGAUUUGAAGUAAUUAAAGUUUAGAUUGGAAUCAUGUAAUUGAGGUUAAAGAUGAAUAAAACUUUAAUAGAUCAAGUUGCAUUUGAUGCUAGGUUUAGACAAAGCACUUUAGGAUAUAAGGUGUAAACUGAAAAAACGCUGCAAAAUGGCAACGGAUACAACACAAAAUACAAUUAGAAAAGUUUAUGAAGAAGGUCUUGAAGUCAGAAAUCUCUUUAAUUUCAUUUCUGAUGGAUCCAUGGAGGAGGUUGGAACAUCAAAGAAACCUCCAGUAUCUCCUCGCCCUCAAUCUGUUUCCCCAAAACCUGCUUCCCUGGAUUCAAAUAAGACUAAAGAUCCUUCUCUUAUAUUAAGAGGAAAUAAAAGACGAGGAAUACUUUCUCGACCUAAAAGUCGAUUAAGAUCUGCUUCUGCUGGACGAAAUCCUGAGAAAGAUCUUCGAGCACGUUAUUGGACAUUUUUAUUUGAAAAUUUGCAUCGUGCUGUUGAUGAAAUAUAUCAGACUUGUGAAAUGGAUGAGAGCAUUGUUGAAAGCAAGGAAGCUAUUAUGAUGCUUGAAAAUUAUAGCAAAGAUUUUCAUGCCUUGAUUCAAUAUAUAAACAUCAAUAAAAAUUAUGAAAAAACUGAUCCACCUAAUCGACCUACAUCCUUGACUUGGGAAGUCAGAAAAUCUUCACCUGGAAAAUCUUUUUUGAAGAAUGUUUUUAUUGAGAAACUAACUGCUGGAAAUAGCAAUGCCAAGAAAAUACUUUGUUUUGAUCCUUCUAGUGAAUUCUCUUCAUCUGAUGUUAAAAAUUUGACACUGACUACAGCCAUACCAGGUAAUACAUGUAGUGAACCUCUUGACUCCAAAGUCAGAAUGGAUGUUGUCUUAGAAACAACAUCUAUAUCAAAUCCUCUUCCAAAAUGUUCACAUGAGGCUACAAUGUCUGUUGUUUCAGAACCUCUUGAUGAAACUUUUCCUUGUAAUGAAAAUUUGAUUGUAAAUAAGGUUCUUACUCAAGAAAAUGUUUUUGAUGAUUCCAGUAUUAAAGAACAAGAUCAAAACAUAAACACAUCAAAUACAGUAAUUGUACCUGAUGAUUCCAGUAUCAGAGAAGAAGAUCAGAAGAAAAACACAUCAAAUUCGGUAAUUGUACUUGAUGAUUCCAACAUUGGAGCAAAGGAUCAAAAGGUAAACUCAUCAAAUGCAAUAAUUGAAGAACAGACAGAAGCUUCUAUCAAGAAUGAGGCUGAUAUUAUUUGUUCAGAAUUAAACUCAUGUGAUGAAAACUCCUUAGCUUGUGAUGAAAACUCUUAUAAAGAGAAUAAUCCACCUAAUUUUGUCCAAACUGAAGCUUCUUGCAAGAAGGACUCGCUUGAGAAGUCUCAAAAUUCUAUUAUUCCUUCUUUGAAUCAUAAUUCGGAUGCUAAGAAAUGUGAGUUGAAAAACAUAAAGAAUGCUGAAAUUAAUGAAAGCAUUGCAGCUAAAGCCCCAUCUCCUCCAUCCUUGAAGGAUAAAGCAACAAGUACCAAACCAGAGCUUUUAAUUAAUAAAGGCUUGAAAAAAGCAACUGUAACAUCAUCCCUUUCCAAAAAAAAGAUUAAUGUUGCACCAUCUCUUCAAGAAUCUCGAGAAUCAUGCAGUAAUUCUAUUUUAAAAAUAGACCGUAUGGAUAAAACUGCAACAUCCAAAUCAACCACAAUCCCAUUGAAAAAAGUUGAAAAUAAUCUGUCAUCUCCAAGACCAGCUAGUACCCCCAUUUCUAAAAACUCCUUUAAUUUGAAAUCUAAUACAAUUUUAAAGAACGAAAAACAAGGCACUCCUGCAGAGAAAAAGAAGAUUUUGAAAACAAAUCACAGUGAAUCAGCUAUAAAAAGAAACAUAUCUUAUGUACAGUCCCUAAGUUCUAAAAACCAAAGUGGCAGGUUUGAAGAAAGAGGGAAGAAAUCUCAUUCUCGACUUUUGUCUGAUGGGCAUAAAGUACCUCAGAAAAGUGGUUCUAUGUCUUCUCUUAAUCAACCUCCUUCCUCAAAAAAUUGGACUCGUAAAACUUCUAGUGUAGAGAAAAUUCCAGAGGUUUUAAAGUCCAAUACAGAUGAUGAUUCUGAUGGAUGGGAAAUGGUGAGAGGAAGAAACAGAUGUAGAAAUUCACCUGCAAAGAAAUUACCUUUUUCAAAUAAAAGUCACGAAAACCAAGUUGCCCAAAUGGUUGAACUAAAUCUUAAUAGAAUUGGUGGUUUUCCUUAUACUACUAAAAUUAAUGGCAAAAUUAUAAAUAAAAACUCACAAAAGGUCUCAGAAUUAUCUAAAAAACCUUCUCAAGGAGGAAAAAAUAUAAAAGAUAAUAAGUCUAAAAAUGGAGUUGUUAAUGAAAUGCAAAUAGUAGAAAGUCCUGAACCUAGUUGUAAUAAUGUUAAAGAAUAUUCAAGUUCAAAUAAGGAAGGCAAAAAUUUGAUUAAUGCAAAUGAUUUUCAUCAAAUGAAACUUAGAAAUUCAAGUGAAAGCUCUGUGAGAAAAGAAUCGCUAAGACUUUCUUCAGAUGUCAUUUCUGUUCUCGAAAAAGGAAAAGUUACUGCUAAAAGGUUAAAAGGAAAACAUUUAAAAAGAUCUUCUAGUGUACCUGAUAUUCAUUCAUUACACAAAGAAAAUCCUUAUAAUAGUCUCUCAAAAGUACUCUGUAUCAGUGAUCAAUAUCUGGAAACUCAGAAAUAUAUAAAUAUCAAUUUACUUCAGAAAAAGCUUUCAGAAAAAAGUAUUGGUUCUGUUAAGAGGCGAGGAAAGAAAGCCCAGAAUAAUGGAGAUAAAUCUGAAAAGAAGGAAUUAAAUGGAAGCCAGGACGAAAGUGACAAUGGUUUAACAUCUGAUGAUCAAGAUGGUCCUAUGUCACAUGAUGAAGCAUAUGAUGUACAGUGUCAGGAGCUUUGCGAUACUGCUUGGAGAUAUAAAAUUCUGGAGCAACAAGUGCAUAAGCUUGAAUUAUCUUGGGGUGAACAGAUGGAUAGAGUUGAUAUGGAAUUAAGAACUCCUGGGCGAGCUUUGGAGAUGCAUGAAAAAUUAUCAUCACCAUUUAGAAAAAAAUCGCUGUAUGAAUCAAUACGUGUUUGCAAGGAAAAACAAUUAAAAGCACAAGAACAACGUGAAAGACUAUUAGUAGAAAAGGCUAAAAAAUUUAGACUUAUUCAAAAGAAGAGAGAAGAAAUGAAAAAUUUACAAGAGCAACGUCAAGAAAAGCAAAGGAUUCUUAUGGAACAAAAACUCCAGCGAGCUGAGGAAAAACGUAAAAAGCAACUACAAAUGAUAAUACGAAAAGCGCAUGAUGAAGAGGAAAAGGUCAAUGAAAUUGCUUUUAUCAAUUCAUUAGAAGCUCAAAACAAGAGACAUGAUUUAAUUUCAAAGGAAAAAGAUCAUGAAGCAAGAUUGCAUGAUAUCCAGGAAGAAAGGCAAAGAAAACUAGAAGAAAAGGCUGCAAAAGAAGCUGCUGCAGAGGGUAGAAGAAAAAUCUUAGAAGCUGAAAGACAAGCUCGUUUGACUGAAAUGCAGGAAAGAAGAAAGAUGAGAGAUCAUAAAGUUGAGCAACUUUUCCUAGUUAAGGAAAAGGAAAGACAAGAACUAGCCAGUCAGAAAGCUCGGGAUCGAGAACUUCGAAUCUCUGCCUUAAAUGCUCAACAGCAAAUUAGCAUUGAAGAGUUGCAGAAAAAAAUACAAUUAAAACAAGAAGAAAGUGCACGCAGGCAUGAAGAAAAUAUGGAACAGAUCAGGCAAAAAGCAUUUGAAUUGAGUAUACGAAGAUGUUCUUCAAAUAAUGAUGAUGUUCCACAGCCAGUGCCAUAUGAAACGAAAAAAAUAUGUAGCAUAUGCAAUGUGUUGAUUGGAUCAGAAGUAUAUCUUCUCAGUCACCUUCAUGGCAAAAAGCACCAAGAGGCUGUGAAAUCUCAGUAUCAAGAUAAAGAUCCAUCAGCUGAAGAACUAGAACUUUAUAAUUUAAAGCACAUAGUAGACGCCUCUACUGAUCAGCUGGAUCCAAAUAUUGCUCUGGAUAAAGAAAGGCAAAAGGCUUUAAAGAAGCGAUGUAAAAAGCUGAGGCAACGAAUGUGUACUAGGGGACAAGGAUAUGAAUCCAGUGUAUUAAAAGCUUCUGGAACUGUAAACUCAGCUUCUAAGUCCAAGAUGGGAAAGAUUCUAAAUAAUAUUAAAAAACUUGAGGAAAACUCUAAAGAUUCCAAUAUCUUCCCUGCUCUUGAACACAAUUUGAAUGAAAUUUCCUCAAUAUAUCAGAAAAAAUUGCAUCAAGAUAAAUCAUCAUUUAACGCUAUUGGUGGUGUCACUGCUUUAAUCAAUGCUUUUGGUGUUGUUACCCAUCUUCCUAUGGAAAGCAAUACUGUCAUGCAGAAAAAGAUCCUCAACCAUCUAUGUUCUACCUUUGAUUCUGUUAUUGAGAACUCUUAUGACAUCUGCAAAUUUAUUUUAUUCGGCAAUAAAAUUGGAAGUCUUCUAGACUUUUUCAUUCACCGAUUGAAUAUCCUUAUUCCUGAUAACAUUAGUCAGUUAAUGGCAAAUCAAGUAAAAUCAAAUGGUGUAAACAUUCAGUUGGAUGCAACUGCUGGAAAAUUGUUGUAUCUAUUGAAUAAUAUUUUGAAUACUCUUUCUGCAAAGCAUAAUUUCCCUUCAGAUAUUGAGAAAAAUAAUGAAAAAGGAAGUGAUACUGAAGAUUUCCAUUUCCGAAUGCAAGAUGUAAUCAGUUACAUAGUAAGCAUUGGCAUUGUUGACAAGUUAUCUCAGUUUUUUAAUUGCAUUCAAGGACCAAUAAAUAAUGAAACUGAAGUUGCUUCUUUUCUUCUGGACUGUAUUGCAUUUCUUUCAGCAUUAAUCAAACUAAAUUCUAUGAGUUCCAGUCCAGCUUCCAAUCGUAAAACAGAAGAUUCCACUCAGUUAAUUGCUACUUUUAGAGUGACCAAUAUGGUUGGAUCAGUGUCUUUAUUGUAUGGUCUGUUACUUCAUAAUGGAGCAUCUUCUCGAAGUGAGGGGACACCGCCUCCACCUCUUCCCAAACAAACUGAAGUCUUAGCUUUUUCAACGCUCCGUAUGUUGAAUCACAUGGCUGUGAUGAGUCUUUCAGCUUUCCAAAGCAUUUUAGGCAGUGAAGGCCUGUCUUUGCAGCUACGUCAUAUAACUAGUCAUUUGUUGUGGUACUGCAGUAAUUUUGAGUCAGAAGCACUUCUUCAUGAAAUUAUUCUUUUGGUUGGCUAUUUCACAGUUCUUAAUGCAGAAAAUCAGUCAAUUAUCCAAGCUGGACAAAGGCCAACUGUUUUGCAACAGUUAUGCUGUUUACCUUUUCUGUACUUCAGCGAUACCGAAUUAACUGAUAUCUUGUUUCCAACAUUAAUAGCUUGUUGUUACAAAAAUCCUGCUAACAAAACCAUUCUUCAACAAGAAAUGACUUCGGAAUUGUUGUCAAAUUAUAUUGAGGUUAAAUAUUUGAAUUUAGAAGAAAACAACAAGAAAGAAAAUAAAACAGACAUUCAUGACAAGCGAUGGCUAUUUCCUGUAAGAUUUCCAAAAUGUCAUUGGUCUUCUGCAAAACAUUAUUUCUCUAAUACCUAAAAAUUUUAGGUAAAAAAACGAUCCUUGCUUUCAAAAUGCAGCUUAGAAGUUAAUAUUAGAAUUGGUGGAAGUCUCAUUGCAUUUUAUUAUGCUGUGUUCAAUACAAUUCUGCAUUUACAAAGAUAUUAUUCUAAAUUACACAAUGAUAAUUUUUAUAUAAAAGAAUUCUGGUGAUCAAGAAUAGAAAAUAAAUAUUUCAUGACUUUGAACAAGUUUAACGAAACUUCCAUUUUGUUGACUGAUUUGAAACUAAUUUCUUUCCCAAUAAUUACAGUUUUGAUAUUAAAAAUAUUUUGCAUAUAAUUUAAUUACAAAAUAUACUUGUUGCCAAUUUUUUUUAAAUCAAAGGCACUAUUAUUAUUACAGCUAAAUCACUAUUUAAUUAAUUAUUUAGAAAGUAUUAAUUUUUAUAACUGUGUAUUUAAAUUUUAGUCUGCAUAUUAAAAACUACUCUGUGUAUAGUCUGGUAUAAAUUAAUUUUUAAAUUAGUUCACUAGUUUUUCUUGAGUUAAAUCAAAUUACAUAAUCAUAUUCUUAAAAAAAAAAAAAAAAAAACCUUCUUAAAAUUGAAUAUUUUGGCAUUACUGUUAUUCUUAUGAGUCUAUAAACUAAAUCACUUAAAAUAUAUUUUUAUUGUUUGAUCUUUUCUAUGUAUGAAUUUUGCAUAAUCAAUAGGCAAAGAAGAUAGGGGCAAUUAGUUUUUAGUUAUCAGAAUUCUUGACUAAGUAUAUUUUGUUGAUUUGAUAUAUUGUAUUGUUUAGAUAAAAUUCUUUAAUUUUUUUUACAUUUGUUUUAAAUAUAUGGUUGAAUGUUAAAUUUCAAAAUAAUUAUAUCAAAUGUAAUUCCUGAGAAUUUUUUUUAUUUAUGCUCUCUAUUUCUCAUUGCUUAUUUAAUGAGAAAUAUUUUGUAGAGAUGUAAAAUAUUUACAAUGCUUGUAAUAAAAUGAACUUCUCAACUUG
This is a messenger RNA of Argiope bruennichi, 6595 nucleotides long. RefSeq names its product S phase cyclin A-associated protein in the endoplasmic reticulum-like (gene ssp3). Gene Ontology annotation, molecular function: zinc ion binding; nucleic acid binding. NCBI's taxonomy places the organism in Eukaryota, Metazoa, Arthropoda, Arachnida, Araneae, Araneidae. The coding region runs from base 198 to 5636 and encodes 1812 amino acids. The transcript is spliced from 31 exons. The record is from RefSeq and is a predicted model, not a curated record.